UGUCCCUCCCCAUACAAGGUGCGGCAGAGCAACAGGUGCGCAAGUUGACAUCGUCGAGCAACGGCCGCCAUUUCAAAACUUUUUUUUCCCUCAUACAUACGAAAAACAGCCGGAUUUAUCUACAACAGAUUUCAACAUAAUCAGAAGUUAAAUACCUAAGUCAGGGAGCAAGUUUUAAAUUUAAUUUUAGAUCACUAGAGGUGUAUUAAGCAAGUGGACGUCGCUCCUUAUAUUUGAAGUCAGCUGGUCGUCGUCGCGAAGAGGAAGGAAAGAAAAUGGCCAACUCCGGAUUGCAGAUGUUGGGAUUCGUCCUGUCGCUUUUAGGCUUAAUUGGCUUAAUAGUGGGCACAAUUUUACCCCAGUGGAAGAUGUCUGCCUAUGUAGGGGACAACAUCAUCACAGCAGUAGCAAUGUAUGAAGGCCUUUGGAUGUCCUGUGCUUUCCAGAGCACAGGUCAGAUCCAAUGCAAGGUCUACGACUCCAUCCUUCAGCUCAACAGUGCCCUCCAGGCGACACGUGCCCUCAUGAUUGUGAGCAUUAUCGUAACUGUGGCGGGCUUGGGCGCGGCCUGCAUGGGGAUGAAGUGCACCAACUGUGGCGGAGAUGACAAAAUACGCAAGUCUCGCAUUGCCAUGACAGGCGGCAUUAUCCUACUGAUUGGAGCUUUGUGCGCCAUCGUCGCCUGUUCUUGGUACGCUCAUGACAUCAUCCAAGCCUUCUACAACCCUUUCACACCAGUCAAUACAAAGUAUGAAUUUGGGUCGGCCAUCUUUAUUGCAUGGGCUGGAGCCUUCCUGGUUGUGAUCGGGGGUGGCAUGCUGGCAGCUUCUUGUCCAAGAGGCAAACCCUCACCGAAGUAUCCCAUCUCUCGACCUCCUAGCAGCACCAAGGAAUAUGUCUGAGCAAGACGGGCAUGAAAAAUGGCUUUACAACCCUUUUUUUAAUAAUCAGCAUAAUAUAACUCGGAGAUAGAGGAUUCAAAAAGACAUUCCGUACAUGUCUUUCAGUGUAUUCAGGGCAAUGUUUCAAUGUUACUGCAACAUUUUAACACAGUAAAGUUAAAUAUUCAAAAGACCACAAAGACUUGUAUUCACAUGACACUCGAGCACUAGUUUAACAUGAUAGUCGAACCUCCCCGUUGUUUUUCCAUUGGUUAUGCUUAAAAACAGAUACCAUGUUACACAUUACUUUGACCAUGCUUUACAAUGUUUCGUGUUAGAAUAAUAAAAAUGCACUGGACUAAGAAAAGGCAUCCUCUAAAACUUUCGGGCUGAAUGCUUACAAGUCAAUCAUCUGGCACCUGACAGGCAAGAUAACAUAUUUCCUUUGUGUGCCUUUUAUUUAUAUGAACAAGACAAAUGAUUCACGACCACAAACUGUUUUAAUCAAGUGCCAGAGGGAAAUGAUUAAUGUACAAUAUCGAUUUAUUCUAACAAGAUUGCCAUUGUUCUAUUUCGCUGUAAUAACGACACGUGUGAAGUUUGGUGAGAUAAAACCUGUGUAUGUUUAUGUCUUAUACAGUUUGUACUCCUGUUUUUAGUCAUGGAAGUUGCACUCUGAUGUCUUUUUUUUUUAAUUUGUGAUAGUUUUGUACAUAAAAGUUGAAUUGACAAAUGCA
Corythoichthys intestinalis (scribbled pipefish) is the source of this 1618-nucleotide messenger RNA. Its product is annotated as claudin-7-B-like. The record is from RefSeq and is a predicted model, not a curated record. The transcript is spliced from 4 exons. Bases 276 to 902 code for a protein of 208 amino acids. Gene Ontology annotation, molecular function: structural molecule activity. Lineage: Eukaryota; Metazoa; Chordata; Actinopteri; Syngnathiformes; Syngnathidae. Gene Ontology annotation, cellular component: plasma membrane; bicellular tight junction. Gene Ontology annotation, biological process: cell adhesion; bicellular tight junction assembly.